CAGUCUAGGUGGUGGCGGUGGCCCUCGCCAGUGGCCCCGGUCGCCUCGCGCUCGACCUCGCGGCGAUGGAGGGACCCCAGGAGCCUCUGGGUGGGAAGCUCCGGCUGUGCUUCUCGCCUGCUGCCCGGACCAGCCUCCUCCUGCUCAGGCUCAACCACGCGGCGCUGCGGGCGCUGCAAGAGUGUCAGCGGCAACAGGUACGGCCGGCGAUCGCCUUCCAAGGCAACCGCGGGUAUCUAAGACUCCCAGGCCCUGGCUGGUCCUGCCUCUUCUCCUUCAUAGUGUCCCAGUGUGGCCAGGAAGGUCCUGGUGGUGGCUUGGACCUUGUGUACCAAAGGUUGAGCAGAUCUGGACCUAACUGCCUCCACUGCCUGGGCCCACUCAAGGAACGCCUCACCAUUUGGGCAGCCAUGGAUUCUGUCCCAGCCCCAUCUUUAGUUCAGGAACACAUCCUGACUGAAGAAGCCAGAGACCCAGGGAGCUGGCAGAACACUGGAGACGGAGACGACUCUGAAGGAGACACAGUAUCACAGGCACAGGUGGCAUUAGAAGAGGUGCCAGAUCCCCUGGCAAGCAACCAGAGACAGUCACUCCCAGGAUCCUCCAGGGAACAUAGGGCACAAUGGGAAGUGAGGAACCAGACUCAUCUUCCAACCGCGGAGCCUGAUCACAGACUGUCUUCCUCUGCCAGCCAGAAACAUCUGGACAAGAAACGUCCAGCAUCCGCAGCCACUUCAGAACUAGAAGAAAAAAGGCGCAGAGCUCUGCCUCUAGCCCCAAGUCCCCUGCAAGGGCUGCCCAGUCAGGACCUACAAGAGGAAGACUGGGAACAAGAAGAUGAAGACAUGGGCCCCCGGCUGGAUGACAGUCCCUUGGUUCAAGCAGGUGAGUUAAUGAGAGGAGGGAAAAACUGCCAAAGCAGAAAAAGACCUAAAAUCACCUUUGUGAUCCUUGCUUCCUUCCUAGACUCUGAAUCCCCGAGCCCUGAAGAGGUACCAGACUACCUCCUGCAAUACAGAGCCAUCCACAGUGCAGAGCAGCAACACGCCUACGAGCAGGACUUUGAGACAGACUAUGCUGAAUACCGCAUCCUGCAUGCCCGCGUUGGAGCUGCAAGCCAGAGGUUCAUGGAGUUGGGAGCAGAGAUCAAGAGAGUUCAGCGAGGAACUCCUGAACACAAGGUGCUGGAAGAUAAGAUAGUCAAGGAAUAUAAAAAGUUCAGGAAGCGGUACCCAGGUUACAGGGAAGACAAACGUCGCUGUGAGUACCUGCACCAGAAAUUAUCCCACAUUAAAGGCCUCAUCCUGGAGUUUGAGGAAAAGAACAGGGGCAGCUAAAGCCAUCAGAGGGCUCUGGAUCCUCCACCCAGUGAGAGCUAUGAAGGAACACAGAAGCCAUGAACUAUGUAGAGUGCAACUUGUCUGCUUUUCUUCUUGCUGACCCCUCGAGUCUAUGGCAGCAAGCAGGAGAGCUGCUCUAGGCUCUUGAGGUUUGAUUUUCAUUGUCGCCAGAUUUUAAUUUUUAGGGUUGGGCACAGCGCCGACUCCACGGCUGUGCCCAGAAGUAGCAGAGGCUUGGCUCCUUCACCUCUAGCUCAAUCAAAUCAAUUUCGCAUCCUGAGAGAUGACACCAUAUCCAGGACAAGGUAUCUUGAGGAUGUGAGACAAACUAAGUGAAUCUAGCCUGGUAGCCCCCCUAGGGAAAUGAUAACAAGAGCUAUUGGUGACAAGUUAAAGGAACCUGUAGCACACCUGGAUGUAAUGAGCACUGCUAUCUUACUGAAGGGAGAAGGGCUUGCGUGUUACCCAUGUACUGAAAGUAAAUUCUUUUACAAACAUGACUGAAAAAUUCAGACUGCUUCUGUGUCCUUUGUAGAAGUUUAUAUGCUCCCGUUAAAUCUUCCGAAGCAGUGAUUCUUGUGCCUGGCUGUGCAUCGGACCCAUUCAGGUGGCUCUCUAGAGGCCCGGAUCCCAGCCUGGGUCUUCUGAAUUAGAACUGCCAAGGUUAUGGUGUAGGCAUCUUUUCAAAGCACUAUGGACAAUCCUGAUAUAUAUAUUUUGUUAUAAAUCCUCUACCAAGCUGACAGCUGGAGAUUACAGUAGGAAUAAAGCUCUCAUUUUGUAAACACAGGUGUUUGGAGGACCACCUAAAAUUAGGGCUCCUGUCUGGAGUUACCUAGUGACUGAAAAUUAUGACAGGUUUUGGCUUUAGCCACAACAAUGAAGAGGGAAAUGGUUCAAUUAGUUUGAACAAAGGGAGACCACUCCAGUCCUAUCCUUUUCAUCCCACACUGCUGCAGAGGAAAGCAGAUGUUACCGCCUUUCCCAGUCCCACUGGAGAGGGAAGUUAACGGGCCACCCGUGGGCUCUGGGAGAGAAAGCCGCAUCCAGUAACAUCGGCAAUUCCUGAAGCAGCCUGGACGGAACCCCGACCUGCCACCACACCCAUGCAGGGCAUCCAGGCAGACAGCAGCCCCUGGGGAGGUAUAAACAUGCGUGAGCACAGCUGCAGGGCAAGGAUAAAAAGCAGCCCAUUCCUGGGCCUGGGCAGAACCAGAAUCAGCCAACAGGAAAGGUAUCUUACCUGUUCUAAUCAUUAGGCUGGGGGCUUGGAAAAUAAACAUGUAAGGAUAGAAAGAGAUGAGAAAUUUGGAUUCACAAGUGAUAGCUCUGAACCCAGUUAAUUGGUCCAGAGCUGCACUGAUCAACAUGGUUCCCACCGGCCUUACCUGUGGCCACUUAAACAUAAAUUAAUAAAAUUUUAAAAUGUCUUUCCCAGGCCCAUGUCAAUGCCCAAUGGCUGCACAUCCUGGAGAGUGCAGACUAGAGAACAUUGCCGUCACUGCAGAAAAUCCACAGGGCAGUGUCGCUCUGGAGCCCCUGGUUCUCCAUCCCGUGGAAAAAGACAGUUUAAAGGGGGCUGUUUAUUGUUACUGCUCCAAAUGUACAAAAAAAAUUAGAAAAUAACCCCCAACUCA
Loxodonta africana (African savanna elephant) is the source of this 2977-nucleotide messenger RNA. It is a transcript of the gene ELL3, whose product is annotated as elongation factor for RNA polymerase II 3. The record is from RefSeq and is a predicted model, not a curated record. Lineage: Eukaryota; Metazoa; Chordata; Mammalia; Proboscidea; Elephantidae. Gene Ontology annotation, molecular function: cis-regulatory region sequence-specific DNA binding. Gene Ontology annotation, biological process: snRNA transcription by RNA polymerase II; transcription elongation by RNA polymerase II; positive regulation of transcription elongation by RNA polymerase II. Bases 66 to 1337 code for a protein of 423 amino acids. Gene Ontology annotation, cellular component: transcription elongation factor complex. The transcript has 10 exons.